Funneliformis caledonium is the source of this 427-nucleotide messenger RNA. The record is from the annotation of a GenBank genome assembly. NCBI's taxonomy places the organism in Eukaryota, Fungi, Glomeromycota, Glomeromycetes, Glomerales, Glomeraceae.
AUGGCAGAAAAAAUUGAAAGAGAGUUGAACGAGGUGAAGGAGCAGUUAAGAAAGGCAGAGGCUGCGUUGGAUAAGUUUGAAGAGGGGGAAGGAAAGGGAAAGAAGCGACUGGAGGAUGAAAAGGCAAGAUGGACUCCGAAGCGGGCUUAUGAAAAAGCAGAUCUAGUCGAUAAUAGUUAUUUGAUCUGUAAUGGUCUCUUACAAAAAUUCGAAGCAAUCCCAACUCAAGUGAACGAUCUUCAAUCCCUUAUUAAUGUACCGCUUCUUCGAAAAUUAACCGUAACCUCUGACGAAGAAAUAAUGUAUCCUGAGCUAAGUGAUUAUGUAUGUACAAGGGAAAAAGAACGUCGAAGUACUAUAGCAAAGAACAUCAGCAGCGCAUUAGCCAGUUCAAUUGAUAGGGAAUUUCCAGGCAAUAAAUCGGAAA